Messenger RNA from Diversispora eburnea, 453 nucleotides. Lineage: Eukaryota; Fungi; Glomeromycota; Glomeromycetes; Diversisporales; Diversisporaceae. The record is from the annotation of a GenBank genome assembly.
AUGAAAAUUUUCGAAGCAACACAUACAUUUUUCUAUUCAUGGUCACACGUUUCAGCAGCGAAUUGGAGAAAAUAUCCCAAUGAUAAAUGUCCGCACGUUAUCGCAAUCGAUGUGUUAGAUCGACAUGUUGACCCGGUAACGGGAGUACUUCGAACUGAAAGAUUAAUAACAUGUCAACAGAAUAUACCAAAAUUAUUAUGUAAAUUAUUUGGAGGUUCAACUGUUACUUAUGCCAGAGAAAUAAGUGAAAUUGAUCCCAAGAAUGGAGUUUUAAAGAUGACCAGUUGUAAUUUAUCUAUGAAUCAUUUGGUUAAUGUAUCAGAAACUGUGAUUUAUACUGAGGACCCUUCGGAUUCAUCCAGAUUUGGAGAUAAUUCUACCAAAGGAAGGCAAGGACUGGAGAUUGUCUUGGAUCGAUUAAUGGGACAAGGAGAAAUACUUCAAAAAAAUUAG